UUUCAGAUAAAUAGCAAAAGAAAUGCCACCUGGGGAGCCAGUUGGCUCUAGUGCACAGGGCGAAAGGGAUUUCAUAAGCAAAUGGCUCCAUCAAACUCUGAAAGCCUCCGACUGGUAUGUCAAACCUAUUGUGAACUUUGAUGGCGACAAAUCUGAUAUGGAUGAAGUCUACAAGGCCGUCAAGUUUUGGAGGGACCUCGCUUUGGAGCUGAAAUCGAAAAACUACCCACUCGCCGAAGGAAUUGAUAAUUAUCAGAGUUUCGAUGAAGAAACACGGAAGAAAGCUCACAUGUUGGAUGAUUUUUUAGAUGGAUUUAUUGACGAAGAACUUCAAGAAGAUGAGAAAACUUUUGAAAUUCUAAGAGUGCUUAUAGCUCAGGGAGAGCCCUAUAUGGAGUUUAAACAGAAAAUGAAAGAAAACGAUUUUUCACUGAAAUGCAACGAAAUUUGGGAGAAUGAUGCAGUAGCAUUCAGAUGCAAUACAUGUGCUCUCACUCCAUGCAUGUCACUUUGCGAAGAUUGUUUCGAAUCAAAUGGCCAUGCAGGUCAUGAUUACACUCGAUUCUUCUCGAGGGAAGGUGGAGCUUGUGAUUGUGGAAAUCAAGAUGUUAUCAAGGAACAAGGAAAUUGUAAAAAUCAUGGGGAUGAGUCGAAACGACCGAAUUACGAUAUGUCAGAAGUCUGUCUAGCUGAAUAUAUUGUGAUGAAGUUGAUAGUUCGACUUUUUUUGGAGUACAGGGGAUGGGCAAGCCGAUAUGAAAAGGCUCUUGAUGAGUUCAAGUCAGAAUCAAACGAACCUAUCAAUCGACGAGCUGUAUUCGAUAUUGGAGAGUUUACUGUAGAUGAUGCUGCAAGAUCUGACUACCUUAUUACAUUCCUGCAGGAAUGUGUAAAAUAUGGUGGUCCGAUGCGGUUGAUUGUCUCGAAAAUUCUUCUCGACAAAAAUCUGUACAAAGUAUUGACGGAACAGACUAGUGAGCAUUAUGAUGCAUCCAACAGAGUCCAGAUCUCGUUAGACUGGAGAACUGCUCAUAUGUUUAAAGACGAUCGCAGAACAGUUUUGCCUCCGGACAACUCCAAUUUUUCAUUUGUUGGAUCUAUUGAGAGCACGGAAUGCACAUCAUUGUUGGAUGAGCUGAUUUUCUGGAUUAAUCGGCAAUUGUUUCCGCAAAAUUUAGUGAAUUUCGGUUUGAGUCUUCUUUCCGAACCGGGGUAUAGGGACGCUUUUGCCUAUCGAUUCUUUUCCUGGUAUCCAAUCAGUGGCAAAGUGAUCUCGGAUCUUUGUAUCAGCCAGGCAGGUCAUUCUCGUGCCCAGGAUCUCGUAACUCCUGCGUGUAGCCGAGCUGUUCAUGUUACUGUUCAAAUGCUCUCCUCGGCGUCACUGUGUAAAGAAUUGAACGAAAAUGUGCAUUUGGUGAAGACGAUUUUCGAUGUGACAAGGUUUUUGAUUUGCGAGAAAUCGGUGGACUCGGAGAUUAGCUUGAAAUCUGUAAAUAUUUUCAAAGAGAGUAGCCGCUUUCUCAACAUGACAACUACAAAUGGACGGCCCAAAUGGAGAGUGAUGACAAUGGCCAAUAAUGCCGCAAUUAGUCAACAUGGUUAUUGGUUUGUGAUGGGUGAUAUACAAAAUGUUCUAACUCAUACUUCACAAGCAAUUGCUGCAGUUUUUGAUGAUGAGUGUUUCGGUGGAUCCUAUAUGAAAAUGAUGUGCGAGAUGCAAGGAAUGAAUCCGAUUUGGAGAAUUAUCAGUGGAAAUGCACAGGAGAAUGAUGCAGGCGAAGGGGCUCAGAGGGCAUACACUCUUGAAUUCGAAACCCUAGCUGUCACACUUUUCAACAUCGUCGCAGCGAUUCAACAGGAAAAGGAUGUUCGGACUGCUUGCAGAUUUUUCGAUCAUAUCAGAUCACAGUUGGAAGAAUGGUUUCAUGUUUUGUUGCCUGUGACACCGGAAGACAGAUCCGAAGUUUGGGGAAAUGUAAUUAGAGCUCAGGCGUAUGCGGUCUCAUUUCAUAUUCCACUUCAUAGACACAUAUCAACUGCGAUAACUCACUUCACGGAACUCGACGGCUUCUAUGAUCACAUUCGAUCGAAUCUUCUCAAUGACGAGACACUGAUUCGUCUUCUUCUCGUCCAUCCUCUACGAAUUCAGGUGGCACGUGCCGAAAUCAACUGCAAUAUGUGGGUUAGAAAUGGUGCACAAGCCAAGAUGUCCGCUCUAAUCUAUUCCCAGUGGAAUGUGAGCAGCGCCUUCCAGACGCCCGAUGUGGAUCUUAUAAGGUUUUGUGCAGCCCAUAUCGAUAAGGAACACUUUAUGAAGGCUCUCACAGCAAGCUUCAAUAUUACGGAAUGUAUCAAGAUUCAGCGAGGAAGAUUUGUAGAGAAGAGUGAAGAAUCCAAGAUUUUAUUCCAAGGAGUUGGUGGAAGAGAUGACGAUGAAGUUAGUGAAGCGAGGAAAACUGAAUUUGAAAGAUAUCAACGAUUGGUUAGAGAGCAAGCUUUGCUAAUGGAAGAUAUGAUGUUAACACCCGAGAAGAAUCUAUUCCAAUUUGAUGAAAAAGAGACAGAUGAAGCUGUAGACGUUAUGAUUGAAGCAAAUAACGCCACUGAAGUGACGAUUGACUUCACCAUCCAAAGUCCUAUUGAUCACUCCCGAGAUCCUCGUAUUCCAAUCGUUGGAGAGUUUAUAAGACGCCAUCUAGAAGCCGCCGGAGUCGAUGCUGACAUUGAUGUGGAAAUGGAACGAGAGUUUGAUCCUCGACUAUUUGACGAUGAAGAAGUUGAACGAACUAUAGUGAUUCGAGAACCAGAAUGGAUUGAUCCAAUGUUUUGGGGAAUGUUCAAGUUGGUUGCCGAACUUGUCGUGGUUCGUGUCAACUCUGGAGCAAGUCCUGAGGAGCAUUAUAGAUCGGAGAUGGUGAAUUGUAUGGCGAUGGGAAAUGUGCCUUAUUCGAGAUUGAGAGCAUCGAUUUCUGAGAAGGGAAGUCGUGGAAGUGAGAUGAUUGAUAAGCAUUUUGAAACGAUCUUGAAUGAGAUCGGUGACUUCAUCGAACCUAUCGAAACUACAACACAUCUCAUGCAAGGAUCCUAUCAACUCAAAACCUCGAUUUGGGAUUCCGAAGUGUGUCCAGUGUUCUUCAUGAUGAGAUCCACCUCAAUCAAGCAAGCUCGUGAAGUUUUUGCGAAGAUGGAGAUACGUGAACAGAAGAACGCGUUGGAUAAGGAUCUAGAAGUUGCGAAAAUUGAAGAAAGAUUUUGGGUUCCAUUCCGUUUGAUUGACUUCUCGGAUCAGAAACGGCACAGAGGAAUUUCAAACUUGUACAAUGUUUUGUUGACCGAGAGGUUUUUGAUUCAUUGUAUUACGGUUCUAGCGUCGGAAGCUGAUGAAACCGCGAAAUUCCACGAUGGAACAUAUCAGCUAGCUGUAUAUCUUCUAACUCUUGGUGUCAAGUAUGCACAAAGUUAUGUAGGAGAUGAGAAAAUCAAGAAACAAAUGAUUGAUAUCUUCCAUACACCAUUUCAACUUAUCAAGUUCCGAGAAAUGGAAACUUUUCUCACAGUUUGCGCAUUUAUGAUUCGACUUUUAACCAAAGAAACCAGGAAAAAUGGUGCAUUAGUUGUUGUAUUCAAGGGUAUUUUAUCAGGAGAAUAUGAUAAGGAAAAAGUUACCGGUGGAAAAAUGAUAUAUCUCGCUAGAUUCGUCACUAUUCUCACUAAACUCUCACCGGUCGCCAGGCAGAUUAUCGAGGGAAAGCUGAAACGGGAAGAGCUUCGGAUUAGCAAGCAUUCAAGGAAUCAAGAGAAAAUGAAGGCACCAAUGGAUCCUGUGAAGAAAGCAGCGAAGGAAGCUGCGAAACGACGGAUGGAGGCGAUCAUGCAGAAUUCGGCGAAAAAGUCGGCGCAGACAAUGGAGAAGCUUAUGAAGACGGAGGGAAUGACUGAUGCAGAAGUUAAUAAAGUUGAUCCAAGUCAACAGAAUCGAAAAGUUUAUGAAUGUCCGAUUUGUGGAGAGCAGAAUGCGCCGAAUACUGUAGAAAAUCCGUUUGGAAUGCUUGCAAAGCUCUCGACGAACUUCAUCUGUGAAGAGCAAAUCGACGCUUCCAUUAACACAAUCGAUGAUUUGCUCAAAUUCGAUGAAUAUGAACAUGUUUCAGCUAAUCGUCUACAAAGUGAGACACGAAGAAGAUUUUUCUCGAAGCGUCGGCAAGCGACAUUUGAGAAUCAGGAUAUUGUGAAAGUGAACCCACCACUGGUUGGAACUGAUCUGAAAACUUGUGGACACGCAGCACAUAUCGCUUGCUUCAAUGCGUAUCGAGCCUCUCUGUAUGAUGGACACCAACGGUCUACCGAUCGACGUGAAGUCGGAUGUCCCAUGUGCCGAUACACUGUCAAUGUGAUUGUUCCGAUGUCUUUCGACAAGCCAUACACACCAAUUAAAACCCCUGCAAGCCCAAUGUCGUACUCGGAUGUGUGGAGAGUUAUGGAUGUGGUUUUGAAGAAAGCCAAAGGUCCCGUGUUCCAGGAAGAUGAACGAAACGUGAAAUACUCAACCAACUACAGUACCCGCGAAGGCGGUGGACUCUUUGAGCUCUACAUUGGAAGAAUCCACAGUGCAGACUUGGCUGAACGUAAAUCGAGUCAACAGAGGUGUACUGUGAGCACUCUGAUGGUUUCUUUAGCGGUUGUUAUGGUGGAGAGAUCGAGUAUAAUGAGGAAGAUGGGAGUACCGGAGAGACGGAAAAAUCAGAGGAAUAGCAUGACAGAACAUCUGAUGACAGCAUCUGUUGCAACAUCGAAAGAUGUCGAUUUUGAUGUGGCACUUUCUGCGUUGACCAAUUUGUUUGCGAAGGUCACUGAAAAUUCGUUUUCUAGACCCCCAAGUGAGCAACCAUCGACUUCAAAAGAGCCGGCUCAGGGGACAGAAGCUCCAAAUCCAGAGGCAGUUGUAGGAUUGAGUAGUGACGAGAUGGCGGCAAUGAUUACGAAACCUCUUCGAAAGGACACUCCAGACUGCCUUUCAAAGCUGCCACUCUUUGCAUUGGAUCCCAAGGCAACACUUGUUCGGAUGCUUGCAGUUUUAAUUGAUAAUCAAUCACUUACCAAAGAUAUUCAACGCGAAAUUGCUCAAAAUAUGAUUUUCGCAUCACUUGGAUGGGUCUCCUCGUACACACUUCUUUGCCUGAUUCUCAGAACUGGCGAGGAAAAAAUUAGCGCACUGAACAAAGGAGAGCCGAAGAUUCAGGGAUUAUCAGACCACCUGCAGAGCGAGGCGGAGGCCAUUUGUCAGGCGCUGACCUACAAUACCGAGUACUUUAAGCAUUUGGCGCAGAGGCUGGAGUCACCUGAUGUGGAGCCAACUGAUGAAUACAUCUGCAAAACGAUGAACUCAUGUCUCAUCGAGUUUCUUCGAUUUUCCUAUGAGCUCCUGUUCCACUGCAAUCUCGGAUUCAAUGACGUCAAUAAUCAAAUCCACAGCCGGAAUAUAGAUCUCGACAAUGUCUUACGUCUUGUGGGAAUUAAUGCCCAAAAUAUCAAUGUUCCUGGAAAGGCGAAUUAUUGGACGAGAGCCUUCAGAACUCAGUUGACGAACAUGGCGAAGUUGAAGAGAAUUUUCCAACCGUGCAUCGUCGAACCAUUGGCGUGGAAACCUCGGCGAAUCCUCAAGCCACCAACCAAUUUCGAUGAGCUUUUUGGCCGAUAUUUCCAUAGAGAAUGCAACAAGUGCUCAUCGGUCCCAUCUUACCCAGUCAUGUGCCUUUUCUGUGGAGAAAUUCUUUGCCUGAACGAUUGUUGCCGAAUGGCCCAUCAAGAGUCGGGAAGUGAUCGGGUGAUCAGUAUGUCGGAGAUUGAGGCGCAUGCCGAAGACUGUUCCUCAUCGUCGGGUCUCUUCCUUUCCGUGACGUCAUCAAUGGUUGUAGUGUCACGUGGCAAACAGGCGGCCAUAUGGGGUACGAUCUACCUGGAUGCUCACAAGGAAGAGGAUCGGAAUCUGAAACGUGGAAAGCCGUUAUUCCUGUGCGAAUCGCGGCUCAAAUGGCUCGAGUACGAUUGGGCUGAGCAGGAAUGGCAGCGGGUUCCACAAUGGUUCAAUAUGACGAAUUCACAAGCAUUUACCAGUAAUAUUCGGGAUUGUCACUUGUUUCAACGCUAGAGCUAUAGAAUUGUUGUGGAAAAUUAUUAGAUGACAAAAAAUUGUAAAAACUCAACUGGCUAUUUAGAUUCUCUAGCUGUACAUGUUUUUGUUUUCUUUUCGAUAAAUAAACAUUUUGAAUUUU
This is a messenger RNA of Caenorhabditis elegans, 6272 nucleotides long. RefSeq names its product E3 ubiquitin-protein ligase (gene F10G7.10). NCBI's taxonomy places the organism in Eukaryota, Metazoa, Nematoda, Chromadorea, Rhabditida, Rhabditidae. The record is from RefSeq and is marked reviewed. Gene Ontology annotation, biological process: protein ubiquitination; ubiquitin-dependent protein catabolic process via the N-end rule pathway. Gene Ontology annotation, molecular function: ubiquitin protein ligase activity; zinc ion binding.